Molecule: messenger RNA, 372 nt
Organism: Thyridium curvatum
Lineage: Eukaryota; Fungi; Ascomycota; Sordariomycetes; Thyridiales; Thyridiaceae
Exons: 2
Coding region: 1-372 (123 amino acids)
Source: RefSeq, a predicted model, not a curated record
AUGAAGCUCUCGUCUAUCCAAUCCGUGGUCGGCGUCGUCCUUGUCGGCGCAUGCCGCGUGGCCAACGCGCAAGACUCAGCUUCCUCCUCCGCCGAGGGCCCGAUCUUCAGCAUCCAGACCAGGACAGACCUGACCACGACGACGAGCCUGCCCAGCGAGCCGACCAUAGUCAGCGUGACCGGCGUCACGACGGUGCCCCAUCCUCACAUCACCACCAAUGGCACCAACUCGUCUGUGACACAGACGUCAGUUCUGACAGGGACGCCCGAGCCGACCCCCUCGAGCAUCAAGGCCGCCGGUGAACAGCUCUCCUUUGAGAGCUCCAUGAUGGGCAUGGUCAUCUUCUGCGCCCUCGGCGUGAUGAUCCUGUGA